Molecule: messenger RNA, 2244 nt
Organism: Coccidioides immitis RS
Lineage: Eukaryota; Fungi; Ascomycota; Eurotiomycetes; Onygenales; Onygenaceae
Exons: 1
Coding region: 138-1397 (419 amino acids)
Source: RefSeq, a predicted model, not a curated record
GUCUUAAUCUCCCUGUUCUACUUCGUACUUCACGUUUCUAUAUGCAUUCCUUGAUCCUGCCUAUCGCCCGCAUCAAGGGCCUUCAGACGUCAGUUAAGCUAGUCUUCCACACGUAGCUAAGUCAUCGCCUCAGGAUAAUGGAUCGGCCCCGCCAGAUUCCCGACUCUUCCUCCCACCCUCAUCAUCCAACCCUCUUCGCCUCUCUGCACAAAAGGACACGUACGGUGGAUGCCACUGCAGCGGAAAAAGCGAGGGAAGCGCGCGCAAAUGCCACUAGAGAAGCGAAGCGAUACCUUCUUCAAAUAGUCCGCAACGACUGGUCGUAUGACCCGCCGGCCACUUCUUCGGGUCCUUCGUCCUCCUCAGCCUCGUCAGAGGCAGAAUCCCCAUCGCCGAUCCCAAAGGAUAGGGAUGUUCUGGAAUGGAGAAUGCGAGGAGAGGAUAGCUCCAACUCAGACGGAGAACAGAACGCUAGGGAUGAAGCGACCGAUCCCUACCGUUUUGAAUCUCCUGAUGCCGUGCAAGCCGCGAUGCUAGAGAGAAGGAGGAAAAGGCGGAAGUUAAUUGAAGAUGAGAUGAAGUGGAAUCCUGGGCUACGCCUAUGGAUACAAAGACGGGAUGCGUGGACGGGGGCCAAAGUGCCUCCUAAGAAGACCGCUGGUGUUGAAGCCGCUUUGAAACCGCGUACAAGCAGUGACGAAAGCGCAGGUGGAAGCUGUAACGACGAUGAUGAUCUAGAAACUGCUGGACCUUCGUCUCGUCCUCUUUCUGCAGAUUCAUUGUCCAACGCGGUUACAGACGCGGCACUGCCGGCGCAGUCUCUACCCCUGGUUGACGAUACAAUAAGUAAAAGCACUGUCACCGUCCCGCAUACGGAACCAUUUGCAGAUUCAGAAGAACCUCUUGUUCCCAUCGUCCCGCCUAUUCUUCCCAGCUCCAACCCUUUCCGUACCUACACCACGCCAUCAAAUUACCCUGCCAUCUAUAACAAACUCGUCAUCGAAGGGAACAUGCCAGCCGUGCCUGUAAAUCUGCUACAUAUGACGCGAGCUCUUGUGCAAGGCUGGAAAAGGGAAGGACAAUGGCCCCCGAAGCCCACAAUCACCAAGGACGUUCCCGUGGUGAGAAAGAAGCGACCUCAGUUGCAAACUGAAUCGAAUGGUAAAGCUAUAGCGGCGAUUCUCGCUGCACCGCCGGCACCGGCGGAAGAACACACAAGUCGCAGGAAGUCAAUUAGUUCUAACGUCACUGGUGCGGUGAAAAAAGUUUUCGGGUUCGCGUCGAUUCAUUCAGGACAUCGAUUCCAUGUCCGGGCCCAUAGCCAGAGCAGUGCCUCUUCGCCUAUUGUUGACCCAAAUGCUGAAGGGAGCAAACCCGGUAACCGGAAAGAUCUCUAGAUCUAUUUAAGCUAGCGACAUGUAUUUCCUUGACUUGGACGCGACAUGAUCCGGGAGCUUUAUUCGGGAUUCUCUUUUCUUUCUCACACUUCUUGCUUUUACAUAUCGAGACAAACGUUCUCUACAUUCGAGAGUUUAGGAGCCUAAACCAUCCUUUCAUAAUUCCCUCCGGUCCAACUCACGGGAAGAGUGAUCUCGCCACUCUUGGAUUACUUUGUUAGAUGGACUGGCAUGGUGAAACACUUUCUCUCAGGUAUCAUUAUUGACGACUUCAUGGUAGAGAUGCUGCUUUUAUGAUCAUCCCCAUGUUAUUUAGUUUUCAUCCAUGGUACGGAAUAAUGCACUUGCGAUGUGUUCCGUCAAGAGACCUGUACAUACCUCGUUAUACGCUUCAAUAUCAAUAUGCACAUGGCUUCAUGACGCCCACGAUCGAGUUCGUGAUAUCCUUGUCCCACGAUUAUGCACGAGUUGCAAACCUAUGAAAAUUGAUAAUAAUCAAUGGUUCUGCCAGAAUUUUGACUGUGGCCAUGAUCAAACCUGUGGCAACCGGCGUUCUUUUCAUAUUUCUUUUUUUUUCAAGAUAAUUUUUUGGAUUUAUCCUGCCUUCUUGUGCGGCCCCUGAUGCCUUUUUCGGCGGGCCGCUGGUAACACGUGAUCUUUCCCUUCUGCCAUACCGGAAAAAUGAGCUUUUCGGGCAACCAUCAGAAAACAUUUAUCCAACACAACCUGUUGAACCAUGGGUCAGAAGCUUGAAACUGUAGGUCAACUGUAUAUUUACAAUGCAUGUAUAAAGGGUCUGAAACAUAUAGAAUUCAGAAUAUAUAAUGCACCAAUUGAGGGUUUUGAA